Nicotiana attenuata is the source of this 1892-nucleotide messenger RNA. Its product is annotated as protein COBRA-like. The record is from RefSeq and is a predicted model, not a curated record. The transcript is spliced from 6 exons. The coding region runs from base 206 to 1561 and encodes 451 amino acids. Gene Ontology annotation, cellular component: plasma membrane. NCBI's taxonomy places the organism in Eukaryota, Viridiplantae, Streptophyta, Magnoliopsida, Solanales, Solanaceae. Gene Ontology annotation, biological process: cellulose microfibril organization; plant-type cell wall cellulose biosynthetic process.
CAGUUGUUUGGCUACUAUCUACGAGGACUUCAAUAAAGUCCAAUUUAUUUCAAUGGACAAGCUUGGCUUGUGAGCCUGAGAGUUCUAGCUUCUUCCACUCGCCACCUCACUCUUUGUCCAUCUCUUUUACUCGCUUCAGUAGCAGAACUUGAGCGGACAGAACCCCAUAAAAAGCUCAAGAAAAUCUACAGCUGCUAUCACCCCAAUGGAUUUGUUCAAAUUUAUUACCAGAAUUUCUGCUUCCACCAUACUUUUACUCUUCUUGCUUUCUUUCUUCAGCUUCUCCUCAACAGACGCCUUUGAUGCACUUGAUCCAAAUGGAAACAUUACAAUAAAAUGGGAUGUGAUCACCUGGACACCUGAUGGAUAUGUGGCUGUGGUGACGAUCUACAACUUUCAACAAUAUAGGCACAUACAAGCGCCAGGCUGGACUUUGGGCUGGACGUGGGCAAAGAAGGAAGUCAUAUGGACCAUGAUGGGAGGUCAAACAACAGAGCAGGGAGAUUGUUCAAAAUAUAAAGGAAAUAUUCCACAUUGCUGUAAGAAAGAUCCAACAGUUGUUGACCUGCUGCCCGGAACUCCUUACAACCAACAGAUUGCAAAUUGCUGCAAGGGAGGAGUGAUCAACUCAUGGGGGCAAGAUCCAACCACUGCCGUUAGCUCAUUCCAAAUUAGUGUUGGUGCAGCUGGAACAACCAAUAAAACAGUUAGAGUACCUAAGAACUUCACUUUAAAGGCUCCAGGGCCUGGUUAUACUUGUGGACCCGCUAAAAUUGUUAAACCCACUAAGUUCGUCUCUGCAGAUGGGAGAAGAGUGACACAGGCUAUGAUGACUUGGAAUGUCACAUGCACUUACUCACAGUUCCUAGCUCAAAAAACUCCUACAUGUUGCGUCUCCCUCUCAUCCUUCUACAAUGAUACGAUCGUGCCCUGCCCGACGUGCACUUGUGGCUGUCAGACUAAUGGCACUCAGCGUUGGAAUUGUGUAGAUUCAAAAACGCCGCACUUAGCUUCAGUUGUAUCAGACCAUGGGAAGACCAACUACGUUCCUUUGGUACAGUGCACAAAUCAUAUGUGCCCAAUUCGAAUUCAUUGGCAUGUCAAAGUCAACUACAAGGAAUAUUGGAGAGUGAAGAUCACUAUAACAAACUUCAAUUACCGGAUGAAUUAUACACAAUGGAACUUAGUUGUCCAACAUCCGAACUUUGAUAACCUCACUACGUUAUUCAGCUUCAAUUACAAGUCACUGACUCCUUAUGGAGCAAUCAAUGACACUGCUAUGCUAUGGGGUGUGAAAUUCUACAAUGAUCUGCUGAUGCAAGCUGGUCCUUUAGGAAAUGUCCAGUCAGAGCUUCUAUUCCGAAAGGAUGCAUCAACUUUCACUUUUGAGAAGGGGUGGGCUUUUCCUCGCAGAAUUUAUUUCAAUGGUGAUAACUGUGUGAUGCCUCCUCCUGAUGCGUAUCCAUACUUGCCAAAUGAUGGUUCUAGGGGGGAGGUCUCUCUGCUUAAAUUAGUGGUGACACUGAUGUCUUCGAUGGCAGUUGUCCUUGCUCACAUUUAAAAGUAUAUACCUUGUAUAGUGCAAAGUGUCUGUUUCUGUUGGUUAUCUUUGAGUUGACACUCUUGUUACUGAGAAGACCGGCAUUCUCAAUGGUUUGCAAAAAUUAGUUUCAUCCUAAAAGGGUUGCUGCCAUAGUCUACUUUAGAAGUCUAAUUGUAUUUUGUAGGUUUGUCAAGUUCAUAGUGUUUCUAGGUUGUAUGAGAAUAACGGUCAAUUCACGAGCACAUGACUGUCUAUAUUAAAUUGUUUGAUGAGUUUGUUUUCUCCACUAUCGCCUUGUAAUGACUAGCUGUAUAAAGAUACAUUGCGACAGCAGUCACAUUUUGUUCCA